This is a messenger RNA of Cucurbita pepo subsp. pepo (vegetable marrow), 1375 nucleotides long. Its product is annotated as cyclin-A3-1. The record is from RefSeq and is a predicted model, not a curated record. Gene Ontology annotation, cellular component: nucleosome. Gene Ontology annotation, biological process: nucleosome assembly; mitotic cell cycle phase transition. Lineage: Eukaryota; Viridiplantae; Streptophyta; Magnoliopsida; Cucurbitales; Cucurbitaceae. Gene Ontology annotation, molecular function: cyclin-dependent protein serine/threonine kinase regulator activity; DNA binding.
CCAGAUUCUCGUUCUCCUCCCCCUCCUCCUCCUCCGGAUUCCUUCUGCGGCAAACUCUGCAACUUCCUCAUCAUCUCUCCGCCGCUCGGAAUCGGAUUCGUUUCGUCUCCCAUGGACGCGUCGGAGUACCUCAAGCCCUCCGUCCGAACUUCGAAGAAGCGCGACUUAGAGGAUCAUUCUCUGCAACUGGCCUCCGCCAAUAAGAGAGUGGCGCUUGGCGAGAUCACCAACUCGUUGAUCUUCAAUACCAGACAGUGCUCGCUUUCUGAUCAGGAGAUGACGGAUAAGGAUAUGGACGAGGAGGAACGUCCCGAUGGAAUCUCUGUUGAUUGUUCUAAAAAGUGUCGUUCUGCAUCUAGCAUCUAUAACCACCUUCGAUCUCUGGAGAUGGAACUGCACAUGAAGGUACUGCCCAAUAACAUCGUAAAGGCUCAAAAUGGUGAUUCCAUUUUAAGUUUCACUUAUAUGCGAGAAAUUCUUGUGGAUUGGUUAGUAGAGGUUGCUGAAGAAUACAAGCUUGUAUCGGACACCCUAUAUCUCACUAUAUCACAUAUGGACAUAUACUUAUCCUCGCAAGCUGUUGACAAAAGCAAGCUGCAGCUUCUUGGUGUUUGUUGCAUGCUUCUUGCAUCAAAGUAUGAAGAGAUCAAUCCUCCAAAUGUUGAAGACUUCUGCUAUAUAACAGACAAUACAUAUACCAAAGAACAGGUAUUGAGUAUGGAGAGAGAAGUACGCAAAUUCUUGAGCUGUGAAGGUGCCCCCACCAUAAAAAAUUUUCUCAGAAUAUUCACAAAAGUUUCUUUGGAAAAUUGGAAGGCUCCAGACUUGCAAUUCGAGUUUUUGAGUUGUUACCUUGCGGAGCUAAGUUUGUUAGAUCACCGUUUUGUACAGUUCUUACCAUCAAUGGUCGCUGCAUCAGCUAUUUUUCUUUCUAGAUUCACAAUUCAACCAGAUGAACAUCCUUGGUGUUUAGCGUUGCAACAUUACUCCGGUUACAGACCAUCUGAACUGAAGGAAUGCAUUCUUGCCAUUCAUCGCUUGCAAUUAAAUAGAAAAGGAAGCUCUUUACAAGCAAUAAGAACCAAGUAUAAGCAGCAUAAGUUCAAGUGUGUGGCCGAGUUAUCUUCUCCCUCAGAAAUUCCUGCAUAUUACUUUGAGGACAUUGACAAGCAAUCAUUCAACAGGUUCUUGAGAACUUAACUGUUUGAUUACCUUGAAGCUUAAGCCAUUCCUUUUCCCUUGGCUAGCAUAACAUGCACAGUAACCAUGCACAAAUAAUGAGAAUUUGUUGCUAGUUAGAUAGAAGAUACCCCUCUCUCUCUCUCUUCACUGUAAGAAUGCAAUUGAAUCAUAAUGAAAGUUCUUAUAGUUGAAA